Messenger RNA from Knipowitschia caucasica, 915 nucleotides. NCBI's taxonomy places the organism in Eukaryota, Metazoa, Chordata, Actinopteri, Gobiiformes, Gobiidae. The record is from the annotation of a GenBank genome assembly.
AUGAGGGGGGGGGAUUUUAUUGGGGGGGUGGUGUGGUGGUUUGGAGUGUUUUUUUGUAGGGGUUGUGGGGGGGGGGGGUUUAUUUAUGGGGUGGGGGGGGGGUGGGGUGGUUGGGGGGGGGGGGGGUGGUGUGGGGGUAGGUGUAUGGGGGGGGGGGUGGGGGGGGGUGGGGGGUGUUUGGGGUGUGUGUGGGGGGGGGUGGGGGGGGGGGGUGUGGUGGGUGGGUGGGGUGUGGGUGUGGGGGUUGGGGUUGGGGGUUGUUUGAUUAGGGUGGGGGGGGGGUGGUGGUUGGUUUUUGGUGGUUGUGUGUGGGGGGGGGGGGGGUGGGUUUGGGGUUGGGUUUUUGGGGGGGUUGGUGGGGUUGGUGGGUUUGGGUUGGUUUUGGGGGGGGGUGGGGGGUGGGUUGGUUGGGUGUGUGGUGGGGGGGGGUGGGUGGGUUGGGGGUGUUGUGUGGGUGGGGUGGGGGUGGGUUGGGUUGGUGUUUGUGGGGGGGGGGGGGUGUGGUUGGUUGGUGUGUGGGGGGAUGGGGGGGGUGGGGAUGGUUGGGUUGUGUUGGGGGGGGGGGGUUGGGUUGGUUGGUUGUGUGGGGGUGGGGUGGGGUGGGUUGGUUGGGUUUGUUUGGGGGGGUGGGUGGUGGUGUUUGUUGGGUGUUUGGGGGGGGGGGGGGGUUUUUUUGGGGGUAGGUUUUUGUGGGGGGGGGGGGUGGGUGGGUUUGUUUGUUUUUGUGUUUGGGGGUGGGGGGGGGUGUUGGUUUGGGUAGGGUUUUGGGGGGGGGGGGGGGGGGUGGGGUUUGUUUGGUUUUGUGGGUUGGGGGGUGGGUGGGGGAUGGGUUGGGGUGGUUGUGUGGGGGGGGGGGGGGUGGUGUAUAUGGGUUGGUUGUGUGGGUGGGGGGGGGGGGUUGGUGGGAUGGGUUGA